This is a messenger RNA of Durusdinium trenchii, 650 nucleotides long. Lineage: Eukaryota; Dinophyceae; Suessiales; Symbiodiniaceae. The record is from the annotation of a GenBank genome assembly.
GAGACAAGCGGACGAAGAUCGAGGUCAUGGUCACAAAGCAAAAGAUGCUUUCCAUGGACACGAAGCUGCGCUGGGUUAGCUCAGAGAUCCAGCUAGCUGAUGGAGUCACCAAAUCCUCAACAAGGCAGCUGUUCGCCGACCGUUUGAGGAGUCACCAAAUCUCCCUACGGUCAGACAUGACCUUCCAGGCCGCCAAGAAGAAGACUCUGGCUGAACGGCAGGCCAAUGCUCGCAAACAUGCGAUCAGUCGAUCAGGGAAUCGACACAGCCUGGACUACAUGAUCCUCACCUCGCAGAUGAUGAUGGUGCAAGCCAUGCAGCCUAGCUUCGAGAUGGCCCUGGACUUCGCCUUCUCUCCUGAGAUGACCCUCACUCUCUUCAUCCUACUGAUGACCAUGGCGGAGACAGCUCUCGAAAAGAAUAUAUUUGGCCUCCUCAAGAUGGAAAUCACACGACUUCAACAAGACCUACGAAAUUCAGAUGCCUACAACGCCCAGUUCAAAGACCAGCUCGACGCGCUGGAGGGCGAGAACAACGAAUUGCAGAAAGAAGUGGACGACCUCACCCUGAUGCGGACUAUCUGUCAGUGUGGACUACAAGAACAGGCAGCAAGUACCAAGGCCUUUCUGGGGCCGAUGCUGACACGAUGA